AUGCAGGAGGAGAUGUUCGAAAUGCUCAAAAGGCAGGAAGAGCAGCUUCGGCAAUUCAACUCGCACUUCAAGUUCAAGGAGCAAGAGCACAUGGAAGCUACUCAAGGACAAGGAGAUACUAGUAGGAACAACGAUCCGAUUGUUCAGACGGCAACUACUGGAGGAGAUGCGUUCCAGACAAGGCCUCUACGCCUUGUGCUUCCUCGGCUCGACGGAGAGGAUCCAGAAGGUUGGUGUUACCGAGCCUCACAGUUUUUUGAUUAUUACAAUAUGCCUGAAUCACAGAGAUUUACAAUCUCUAGCUUCAAUAUGGAGGGAAAAGCCUUAGUAUGGUUCCAAGAGUUGCGUAAUAGCAAUAGCCUGACCACUUGGAUUGAUUUCCUUAAGUCUAUUCAAACUAGGUUCGGUAUGAGUCUUUAUGAUGAUCCAAUGGAGUCUCUAGUGUCAUUAAAGCAAACUGGAAACGUGGAAGAGUAUAAAUCUCAAUUUGAAUUGUUGGCUAAUAGAGUUGUCGGAUUGUUGGAGAAUUUGAAAUUGAGUUGCUUCCUUGGGGGUUUAAGUGAGGAAAUUAAACUACCGGUUAGGAUGUUUAAGCCUAAGUCUAUGACAGAGGCCUAUUCCUUAGCCAAAAUUCAGGAGGAAUUAAUGUCUAAUGUCAAAAAAUCUUCUAGAAAUUCCUGGAGUAGCACUUUGCUUCGAAAUUCCAACUUGAUUACUAGCUCUUAUAAACCUAUAGUGAGUCUGCCAGGGCAAUCUAAGAUGUUCCAGAAUAAUCCUAUAUUUGGACAAGUUAAGGGAGGAGAUAAUAGUAGGGCAUUAGUGCUGGUGCAAAAAAUCUCUUCUGUACAAAUGGAAGAAAGGAGGAAGAAGGGAUUGUGCUAUUCCUGUGAUGCUAAGUGGAAUAGGGGACAUGUAUGUGAAGGUGGACCGAAGUUGUUUUUGAUAGAGGAAGUAGAAACUGAGGAGUUAAAGGAGCUUGAUGAAGCUACUUUAAAAGAGGUUGAAGAAGAGGUACCUGAAAUUUCCUUAAAUGCCAUUACUGGCACUCCUACACCUAAGACCAUGAGAAUUGGACAAGAAGCUAUUGCCAAUGGACAGGAAGUUCAUAGUCCUGGCAAGUGUGGGGAAUUAGCUUUGAAAAUGCAGGGAACUGAGUUUUUGGUGGAAUUGUACAUCUUGCCAUUGGCAGGGUAUGAUGUUGUCUUGGGCAUUCACUGGCUCAGAAUGUUGGGCGCAAUUUUAUGGGACUUUGCAACCCUGUCUAUGGAGUUUGAGUAUACUGAUCACAAGUGUGUGUUAAGGGGGUUACAGCAGGUUUUUCUUCAAUUGUUGGGAAAUGAUGUUGAGCUGACUGCCGAUAAACAGCAAGCUGGAAGACCUGAAGACUUAGCUAGCUUGGAGGAACUUUUGUGCAGCUAUGCUGAUGUUUUUCGGGAGCCUACUGAUUUACCUCCACAAAGGAUACAUGACCACUCAAUUCCAUUACAAGAAGGGGUGCAGCUAGUAUCCAUGAGGCCCUACAGAUAUCCCUUUUAUCAGAAGGGAGAGAUUGAAAAGAUUGUGAAAGAGCUGUUGGCUUCCGGGGUGAUCAGACCGAGCACUAGUCCAUUUUCUGCACCAGUUUUGUUGGUCCACAAGGCAGAUGGGGCUUGGAGAAUGUGCAUGGAUUACCGCUCACUCAACAAAGUCACCAUAAAAGAUAAGUUCCCUAUUCCGGUUGUUGAUGAAUUACUAGAUGAGUUGUGGGAUCUGCUUAGAGUUAACAAGCUUUUUGCUAAGCGCUCUAAAUGUAAAUUUGCUUGUAAUGAAGUUGAUACCUUGGGCCACAUUGUAUCUGAACAUGGAGUUAGGGCAGACCAGGCAAUGACACAAGCUCCAGUCCUAGCUUUGCCGAAUUUCACUCAAUCUUUUGUUAUUGAGUGUGAUGCCAGUGGUGUUGGGGUGGAUGUUGUGCUGAUGCAGAAUGGCAGACCUGUUGCUUUCCUUAGCAAGGCUUUGAAGGGUAGGACUUUGCACAUGUCCACAUACGAAAAGUAG
This is a messenger RNA of Alnus glutinosa, 2037 nucleotides long. RefSeq lists its product as uncharacterized. Bases 1 to 2037 code for a protein of 678 amino acids. The record is from RefSeq and is a predicted model, not a curated record. NCBI's taxonomy places the organism in Eukaryota, Viridiplantae, Streptophyta, Magnoliopsida, Fagales, Betulaceae. The transcript is spliced from 5 exons.